Messenger RNA from Spirometra erinaceieuropaei, 2085 nucleotides. NCBI's taxonomy places the organism in Eukaryota, Metazoa, Platyhelminthes, Cestoda, Diphyllobothriidea, Diphyllobothriidae. The record is from the annotation of a GenBank genome assembly.
AUGAAGGAGCAGUUUGAGCACUUCAUUCAAACUGACCUCUUUGUCAGCUUGCCCGCCGAAACGGUGCUCACUCUGCUCCGCAGCGAUGAUAUCUCGGUGGAAUCUGAGGAGCAGGUCAUUUGGGCCAUUGCGCGCUGGGUGGACGCCGAUGGUGUUGCCGAUGAUGAGAAGCUGAGAGUGUACGCUCCGGCAAUGCUGAAGGAGGUGCAAUGGCAGCUGACGAGCGUGCAGUGUCGCAGUCGCCUGCUGGAUAGUUAUCCAAUACUACGGAAAAGCCCCGAAUGUCUGUAAGCUGAUGUCAUUUCAGCCCUGUUACUUUGAGAUAAAAGUUGUCUUAUGCUUCAGGUGGAGCAGUGGAUUGGCGCUGCAGAAAAGGACAAGCCUCCUCGCCCCUUCAACAUCAGGCCACGCCUAUGCCAGACGCUCUUCGUCUUUGGAAAGGAUAAAGGUCAAAACAGGUACUCUGUCCUCCGCGUUGACGCGCACCUGCGUCGGGCAGAACGAAUUGCUGACAUGAAGGGUCCUCGUAGUUAUGCCUCCUACAGUGUCGUGGGCGGUGAGUUGCCGGACAGCGCAUGCCGUUUGUUUACGUGCUUGAAGUCUAAUGUGUGUCUCUGUGUGCGCGCAGCAUUUGCCAUUGCGUAGGCAUCUCGAGCUCUUGAGUUAGUCCACAGAAGCAGCUGCAGGUGCUGUUUUGAAGAAAGCAAAUUAAUUAGGAACUUGAACAAGUAAGCUAUUUGUUGUGACUGGCGCCUGUCUAGGGGUUCCGUUUUUAAAGAUGGCCGGUCGGCCAGUAACUUUUGUGUAAGUACACUCAGCUGGCCGCCAUAUGCAUAACCUUUUCCACCUUCCACCGGAAGAGAGCAUUUUCGUUGUUGGUGGAGGAUGCAACCCAGUGCGUGCUGAUGUCGACGAGUUUUUGGCGAGAGAAGGACGCUGGCGCGAGCGUACGCCCCUCGCCUUUGCACGCUGGGAGCACGCAGCCGCAGUCAUAAAUGUGCCCGCCACCGCCGCCGCCGCCGCCGCCGCAGCCGAUGAGAAGACGCUGAUUGGCGUUUUUGAUGGAUGGGGUAGAGAUGCACGCCUUUCCUCCUGUGAGCUCUAUGACGUCAGUCAGGACAGGUGAGAAGACGCCGGUCGUUGUGGCACAUCCAUUUUUGCCAUUAAUAUCACUCACUCACUGUCCCUCUUACCCUCCGCUUCCCCUGCACAGAUGGCACAAACUGCCCGAUCUGCCGGAAAAGAGGAGCAGUUCGGCUGCUGCCUGCCUACCCGGCGACAGUCAGGUCUUCGUUUUUGGCGGUUGCGAUGACUCCUCUUCCCCGCUGGCUUCCGUGGUCUUCUGCCAUUUGCGGGCAGACUGGCAGGGACAGGGGACACCAACGGAGUUUUGGCAGCCAGCUGCCCCCAUGAGAAUCGCACGACGGGGGCUCGCAGCGACGCCAUUUCGGGGAGCAAUCAUGGUCGCCGGUGGAUACGAUGGCCAAAGGACUCUCAAUGUCGUGGAGAUGUUCUCGCUGCCAGACGCCAGCAUACCCCUCGGCCAGUGGACAACGCUGGCCGGCAUGAAGCAGCCUCGCUGGUACUUCACUCUCCUCACCUCCGCCAAGGCUCUCUUUGCCCUCGGUAAGGCGACACACAGAUUAGAUGGAUCCUUUCAUGCUAUUUGCUGGCCUCUUUCAUGUAAAUCCAUUUUUAUUCUACAAAGCUGAAUGAUUACAGCAUCUGGAAGGUGACGCCAGAUCCAACUGUAAUCUGUGACUGACGCCGUGGAGGGUUUUCUCCUGCGCACUGCGCCAUCAGAGCCAGAGGCAGAAGAUAUCAUUGUGAAUACUUCCGAUCCUUUAUUUUUUUAACAAACUUAUUUCUCUCUGGCGCAUUUCCUUUUCAAAUGCCACUUCCUUAUGACUAUGCAAAUGAAACAUUGUAGGCAACGACAGCGCGCCGAAAAACACGGUGGAGACUCUCACGGCUCCAGGAGGUUCAACCGACUCUGACAAUGACUUGGCAUCUUGGGUCUGGUCGUCCAUGAACCCAGUGGAGACGCUGGAGUGCAUUGUUGGAGCUGCAAGCAUUCUGACGUAA